UCGCCUCUCUCCGUCGUACACUUCACUCGACGUGAGCCCUAUUCUCCCACCGCACCUGGCUCCCGCAGGCCAUGGCCGCCUCCUUCAACGACGGCUCUGUGAGAGAGAAGAGUCCCGAUGCCCGUUCCUCGAUGGCAAUUUCAGAGAAAGGGGGCGAUGUUUCGCGGCCGCAGAGCGCCGUUGACCCCAGAGAUGAGAAGCAGGCGCACCUCGAUGCCCCUGGCUCUGCGGCCAUCGUAGAGGAUGCGAAGAAAGACGAGACCGAGCCCGCAAAGGCCGUCUCAUUUUUCUCGAUGUUUCGGUUUGCCACGAGGAGAGAAAUCAGUAUGAACAUCGUCGGUCUUGUCGCAGCAGCAGCAGCUGGUGCAGCGCAGCCUCUCAUGAGUUUGCUCUUCGGUAAUUUGACGGAAGCGUUCGUCACGUUUGGUACAACCGCCGCGGAGGCAAAGUCAGGCAACUCUACUGCUACAGACGAGUUGCCUGCAGCUGCCAGUCAUUUCCGGCAUACCGCCGCGAAUGACGCGUCGUAUUUGGUCUAUAUUGGUGUCGGCAUGUUCGUUUGCACGUAUAUUUACAUGACAGCAUGGGUGUACACCGGCGAGGUCAAUGCUAAGCGAAUUCGCGAACGCUACUUGCAGGCUGUGCUCCGGCAGGACAUUGCUUUCUUCGACAACGUUGGCGCCGGUGAGGUGGCGACGCGCAUCCAGACGGAUACUCACUUGGUUCAGCAAGGUAUAUCGGAGAAGGUCGCCAUCGUGGUCAACUUCUUUGCCGCUUUUGUCACUGGUUUCGUCUUGGCAUACAUCCGUGAAUGGCGGCUGGCCCUCGCGCUGUCCUCGAUGCUCCCAUGCAUUGCCCUUACCGGUGGUAUCAUGAAUAAAUUUAUCUCGGGUUACAUGCAACUGUCUCUCGCGCACGUGGCAGACGGUGGAACACUCGCCGAGGAGGUCUUCUCGACUGUCCGUACCGCGCAGGCCUUCGGCAACCAGAAGGUUCUCGCUGAGAGGUAUGAUUCGCACAUCUUCAAGGCCCGCACUGCAGACAUGAAGGCUGCAGUCUGGCACGGAUGUGGUCUUGCCACGUUCUUCUUCGUCAUCUAUGGAGGUUACGCAUUGGCAUUCGACUUUGGUACCACGCUCAUUGAUGAGGGUCGCGCGGACGCGGGAAAGGUUGUCAAUGUCAUCCUGGCUAUCCUCAUCGGUUCCUUCUCUCUCGCAUUGUUAGCGCCGGAGAUGCAAGCUAUCACACAUGGACUGGGUGCCGCGGCGAAGCUGUAUGCUACUAUCGACCGUGUGCCGGAUAUCGACUCCCAGAACGAGGAUGGUCUCAAGCCCGAGAAUUGCGUGGGCGAGAUCACCUUGGAGCAUGUCAAAUUCAACUACCCUUCCCGCCCGGACGUUCGCAUCGUGAAGGAUCUCUCGGUCACGUUCCCUGCAGGGAAGACCACGGCGCUUGUCGGUGCAUCUGGUUCCGGAAAGUCGACCGUCAUCUCUCUUGUGGAGCGGUUCUACGACCCAUUGGAAGGCGCUGUCAAGCUCGAUGGCAUCAAUCUCAAGGACCUUAACCUCAGAUGGUUGCGAAGCCAAAUCGGUCUUGUGUCUCAGGAGCCCACGCUUUUCGCUACCACCAUCAAGGGCAAUGUCGCUCAUGGUCUCAUCGGCACGAAAUGGGAACACGCUUCUGACGAUGAAAAGAUGGCACUGAUCAAGGAAGCAUGCAUCAAAGCAAAUGCGGACGGUUUCAUCACCAAGCUGCCGCUCAGCUAUGACACGAUGGUCGGCGAGCGUGGGUUCUUGCUUUCAGGUGGCCAGAAACAGCGUAUUGCAAUCGCGCGUGCUAUUGUCUCCGACCCGAAGGUCCUCCUCCUCGACGAGGCCACGAGUGCCCUGGACACGCAGAGUGAGGGUAUCGUGCAGAAUGCGCUGGACAAGGCCGCAGCUGGGCGUACAACGAUCACGAUUGCGCACCGACUCUCGACGAUCAAGGAUGCGGACUGCAUUUACGUGAUGGGAGACGGGCUCGUGCUCGAGUCUGGCACGCAUCAGCAGCUGCUGCAAGAUGAGAACGGGCCGUAUUCGCGACUUGUCGCCGCGCAGAGGCUGCGUGAUGCACGCGAGAAGCGGGGGAACGAAGAGACCGACAGCCAGACGGCUGCGAGCGAUGACGAAGAGAUCGAGGACUAUGAGAAGGCGGCGGAGGCGGAGGUGCCGCUUUCGCGCUCCAAGUCCGGCCGGUCGCUUGCUUCACAAAUAUUGGAGCAGCGAAAUAAGGAGAAGGCUGAGCACCGCGAGUAUGGGAUGUGGUACCUCUUGCGCAGGUUCUUUGGCAUCAACCGCGAAAAUUGGAAAUUGUAUAUGUUUGGGGCUAUUGCGGCUAUUGGCAACGGCGCCACGUAUCCUGCAUUCGGUAUCGUAUAUGCUAAGGGUAUCAGCGGUUUCUCGGAUACCGAUGAGCACACCCGUCGGCAUAACGGUGAUCGUGUUGCGCUAUGGUUCUUCAUCAUUGCGAUCCUCUCGGCCAUGGCCAUUGGAUUCCAGAACUUCUACUUUGCGUCUUCCGCUGGCUUGCUCACGAAUAAAAUCCGUUCACUGAGCUUCCGUGCGGUCGUGAGGCAAGACAUCGAAUUUUUCGACAAGGACGAGAACAACACUGGUCAACUUACGUCUAACCUCAGUGAUAACCCCCAGAAGGUGAAUGGUUUGGCCGGUGUCACUUUGGGAGCCAUCGUCCAGUCAUGUGCCACGCUUGUCACAGGAACUAUCAUUGGCCUGAUCUUUGCUUGGAAGCUCGGUCUCGUUGGUCUUGCUUGCACGCCUGUGCUUUUUUCAGCAGGUUACAUCCGUUUGCGUGUCGUCGUCUUGAAGGAUCAACAGAACAAACACGCCCACGAGCAGUCCGCGCAGCUUGCCUGCGAAGCCGCGGGUGCUAUCCGCACCGUCGCUUCUCUGAUCCGCGAGGAUGAUUGCCUUCGUCUCUACAGCGAGAGCUUGGAAGAACCGCUUCGCAACUCUAACAGAAAAGCCAUCUAUAGUAACGCCAUCUAUGCUCUCUCCCAAUCCAUGUCGUUCUAUGUCAUCGCGCUCAUAUUCUGGUACGGCUCGCGUCUCGUCUCUUCUGGAGAAUUAUCUACCUUCCAAUUCUUCGUCGGCCUCAUGAGCACUACGUUCAGCGCUAUCCAGGCUGGAAACGUGUUCUCGUUCGUCCCUGAUAUUUCUUCUGCCAAGGGUGCUGCUGCGGACGUCAUUACACUUCUGGACUCGAUGCCUGAGAUCGACGCUGAGUCGACGGAAGGCGAGAUUCCGGGAGACGUCGUGGGUAGGAUCCGGUUCGAAAACGUGCACUUCCGCUACCCGACCCGACCUGGUGUGCGCGUGUUGCGCGACCUGAACCUGACAGUUGAGCCUGGCACAUACGUUGCGCUUGUUGGCGCUAGUGGAUGCGGGAAGAGUACCACGAUUCAACUGAUCGAACGAUUCUAUGACCCUCUCAUGGGAACCAUCUAUCUUGAUGAACAGCCUGUUACCAAAUACAAUGUCUCUGAAUACCGAAAGCACAUCGCGUUGGUCUCUCAAGAGCCGACUCUCUACUCUGGCACAAUCCGCUUCAAUAUCCUGCUCGGUGCUGUUAAACCUCAGUCUGAGAUCACACAAGAGGAGAUUGAGGCAGCAUGCCGCAACGCCAACAUCUUGGACUUCAUCCAAAGCUUGCCUCAGGGCUUCGACACGGAAGUUGGUGGCAAGGGCUCGCAGCUGUCUGGCGGUCAGAAGCAGCGUAUUGCGAUUGCACGUGCCCUGCUCCGGAACCCCAAGGUGUUGCUGCUCGACGAGGCCACGUCCGCACUUGAUUCGAAUUCAGAGAAGGUUGUGCAAGAAGCGCUAGACAGGGCAGCCAAGGGCAGAACGACGAUCGCCAUCGCGCAUCGGCUGUCGACCAUCCAGAAUGCUAACCGGAUAUAUUUCAUCAAGGACGGUGCAGUCAGCGAGGCGGGAACCCACGAUGAGCUUCUUGCGCUCAAGGGUGGGUACUAUGAGUAUGUGCAGCUGCAAGCCCUCAGCAAGAAGUAAAGUGUGACGAGACAUUUUGGGGAUUGGACAUUAUGAUACCAUGGUUAUAUAGCAGUAACGGAUUUUUAGUCUCCUUAUAAUCGGCAUUAGCUUUCGUAGGCUCUUGAUAUCCGUCCGUUGGUUGUUACCCACGCUUUGUACAUUUAGAUUACGACUAUCCACGCAUACAGCACGAGG
Molecule: messenger RNA, 4241 nt
Organism: Laetiporus sulphureus 93-53
Lineage: Eukaryota; Fungi; Basidiomycota; Agaricomycetes; Polyporales; Laetiporaceae
Product: P-loop containing nucleoside triphosphate hydrolase protein
Exons: 24
Coding region: 72-4064 (1330 amino acids)
Biological process (GO): transmembrane transport
Cellular component (GO): membrane
Molecular function (GO): ABC-type transporter activity; ATP binding; ATP hydrolysis activity
Source: RefSeq, a predicted model, not a curated record